Cygnus atratus (black swan) is the source of this 1266-nucleotide messenger RNA. RefSeq names its product solute carrier family 35 member D3 (gene SLC35D3). The record is from RefSeq and is a predicted model, not a curated record. NCBI's taxonomy places the organism in Eukaryota, Metazoa, Chordata, Aves, Anseriformes, Anatidae. The coding region runs from base 1 to 1266 and encodes 421 amino acids. The transcript has 2 exons. Gene Ontology annotation, molecular function: antiporter activity. Gene Ontology annotation, cellular component: Golgi apparatus.
AUGGGCCGGUGGCGGGGCCGGGCGCGGGGCGUCGCGGUGGCGGUGGCGCACGGGCUGUGCUCGGGCUCGCUGAACAUCCUGCUCAAGUUCCUGCUGGCCCGCUACCACUUCGCCUUCCUGACGCUGCUGCAGUGCCUCAGCAGCGCGGCGGCGGCGCUGGGGCUGGAGGCGCUGCGGCGGCGGGGGCUGGCGGCGCUGCCCCCCUUCGGGCCCCGCCUGGCGCGCCCCUUCGCCGCCGUGGCCGCCCUGGCCACGCUGCAGUCCACGCUCACCCUGUGGUCGCUGCGCGGCCUCAGCCUGCCCAUGUACGUCGUGUUCAAGCGCUGCCUGCCCCUCGUCACCCUCCUCACCGGCGCCCUGGUGCUCCGCGACGGCAUGCCCUCGCCCGGCGUGCUGGUCGCCGUGCUCAUCACCACCUGCGGCGCCGCGCUGGCCGGAGCUGGUGACCUGACCGGGGAUGCCAUGGGCUACGUGACGGGCGUGCUGGCCGUGCUGAUACACGCCGCCUACCUGGUGCUCAUUCAGAAGACCAGCGUAGACAGUGAAUACGGACCCCUGACGGCCCAGUACGCCAUCGCUGUCUCAGCCACCCCCUUUCUCAUUAUCUGUUCCUUUGCCAGCAUGGACUCCAUCAACGUCUGGUCGUUCCCGGGGUGGAAGGACCCCGCCAUGGUUUGCAUCUUCAUUGCUUGUGUCCUGAUUAGCUGUGCCAUGAACUUUACCACCCUUCACUGCACUUACAUCAACUCGGCCGUGACCACCAGCUUCGUCGGGGUGGUGAAGAGCAUAGCAACCAUCACGGUGGGCAUGGUGGCCUUCAACGACGUGGAGCCCACCAAGCUGUUUAUAGCCGGUGUCGUGGUCAACACCCUGGGGUCUGUCAUCUACUGCGUGGCCAAGUACAUUGAGACCAGGCGGCAGAGCACCUACGAGGACCUGGAGAAGGAAGCUAGAGCGGAAGAGGGAGCGAGGCAGGAUGGGGACCAGGCACUGUUUGCCAUGGAGGCGAUUUCCCAGGAGAAGGGGGCCGAGGAGGCGGCAGUGGAAGGGUCAACCAAAGGGGACAGCCAGAGCGGAGGGGAGGAGAAGGGCGGCACUGAGGAACCCACCGAGGCACCGGCGGUCCAGGGGAAAGCCGCUGGCGCACCAGAAAGGAACAGGAGCUCGCUGAAGGAUGCCUAUCUCGGAGUAUGGAGGUUGGUGAGGGGUGCUAAUUAUAUAAAGAAGGAUUAUUUGAUAGAAAAUGAAGAGCUACAGAGUCCUUGA